Pestalotiopsis fici W106-1 is the source of this 273-nucleotide messenger RNA. RefSeq lists its product as uncharacterized. NCBI's taxonomy places the organism in Eukaryota, Fungi, Ascomycota, Sordariomycetes, Amphisphaeriales, Sporocadaceae. The transcript has 2 exons. The record is from RefSeq and is a predicted model, not a curated record. The coding region runs from base 1 to 273 and encodes 90 amino acids.
AUGUCGACAACAAAUGUGUCAACACUCGACCCGACCAUCCUGGCCGUCUUUGGCAGCCCUCCGGAUGGCACCGACUUAAGCGAAGAACAAUAUGUCGGUUACGACAUCGUCUCCUGCGUGGUACUGGGCUUGGCGGCUGCGGCGGUGGCAUUGAGAUUCUGGGUCCGCAUGACGAAUAGGGCAUCAUUGGCUCUAGACGACUUCACGAUACUUAUUGCUCUUAUGUUCACUGGCGCGCUCGUAGCUACGACAGUCAUUGGUAAGCCCACUUGA